This is a messenger RNA of Solenopsis invicta (red fire ant), 4298 nucleotides long. Its product is annotated as scoloptoxin SSD14. Gene Ontology annotation, biological process: glutathione catabolic process. The coding region runs from base 811 to 2844 and encodes 677 amino acids. Gene Ontology annotation, molecular function: glutathione gamma-glutamate hydrolase. Gene Ontology annotation, cellular component: plasma membrane. Lineage: Eukaryota; Metazoa; Arthropoda; Insecta; Hymenoptera; Formicidae. The transcript has 11 exons. The record is from RefSeq and is a predicted model, not a curated record.
CGCGGGUCUUCUUCUACGGUCAUUCCGUUUCGUUAGCACACUGUAACGUGUAUUCGUCAGUAGAGCACGUAUAGAGCACGAUGCCUCAACAUGUAACGAACGAGUCUCCAAUUUCACUUUCCGUCAUUUGUUUCUUCAUGAAUAAAUCGCGUUCAUCAGUUUUUCGCGCGGCCUAGCAUCAUCCGCGAUUCUUUUCGCACUCAACGGACUCAUAAAAAAAUUUCAAGUGCGUUUGGCCGGGAGUGCAAGAUAGCCCGUUGAUUCGAUUAGACUUGAGCGUCGGUGAGAAUUUACUGGAAAACGCACUCGCACGCGACUGAGCGGAAAGUGCGGCCAAGCGUUAAGCGUGUAGAAUAUUCAUAUACUUCAUUUGGAAAGAUGACAGCGAAAAGUACUUUAACGUGUACAUUCGAGUCGCAGGAGGAACGGAGGUAUAACAUAUUGCAUGCCUAUCGAACAUUUUCUCAGUGUUUUUACACAUAUGUUGAUCUUUUCGAUACGAAAGUCAAUCUUAACGUUCGAAUCUCGAGUCGUAGAACUCUCUCUCUCUCUCCUUCUCUCUGUUUAUUUCAUGGCUACAGGCCUGUCUUGUGAUGACGUGCGCGGUAGCUGCGCAGGCUCGCAUCGAUCUUGCUUGCUCAGCUGAUACAUUUGCUGCUGUAUUUCGCAGUUCUGCUCCGCUUAAAAUACGUUAGUAACAACAGUUGGAAGGGUGCUUGACGUUGCACAGGAUGUAGCCGAAAACUCUGACAUGGCGUGGAAUUUCUCGCCCGCCGAUCGAGAGGUACACACGAGAAAGUACGGUUGUAGAUGGUGAGAAACGGACGACAUGUCUUCCGAAGAAAAACAAUGAGAGCUUCCUCGCCUUCGUCCAGCACGAGCUCCGUAUGCACCAGCGCCGACGAUGCGCCCCGGUGCACCGGCUACGAGAGGACUCAGUUCCUCGACUUGGAGGAUGUCGGGACCGCCUGGCUCCUCGGCUCGCACUCCUCGCACGAUAGAUCGAAACGAGUGCUCGAGAGGUUUAAAAUAGAUAAAUCACAGUUUCGCGUGCAACAUGUUAUCAUAAUCGGUGCCGUCGUAGCAGCGUUGAUAAUCGCCGUAAUUAUCGGUUUAAGUGCGUAUGCACGUAGCGGCACGUCAGACUCGCGAAAUGAAAAUGAAUUUCUGAUGCCACCCGAUCCAGAGAGCUUUCAGCCGCCGUCGUGGAGUAAGUUGAGGACUUUCAAACGCGGUGCCGUUUGCGCGGACGGAGCACCAUGUGCUGUUAUCGGCAAAUCGAUUCUGGAACGGAACGGAUCAGCGGUGGAUGCUACACUGGCCGCACUAAUAUGCAACGGACUCGUGAACAUGCAAAGUCUAGGCCUCGGUGGUGGAUUUCUAAUGACGAUUUAUCAAAGAUCCACGCACCAGGCUUUCGUUCUCAAUGCAAGGGACCGCGCACCUUUGGCAGCAAAUUUCACGAUGUACAAUGGCAAACCCGCAAAUGCAUCUUCAUUCGGCGCAUUGGCAGUCGCCGUGCCCGGUGAACUAGCCGGUUACUGGGAAGCUCAUCAGCAGUUCGGUAGAUUGCCAUGGGCGGACUUGUUCAAACCGAGCAUCGAACUCUGCGAAAAAGGCUAUGUCCUGACACUAGUGCAACACGAUGGCUUUACGUAUAAUAAGAAAAGUAUUUAUAACGAUCCAACUCUAAGAGAACUGUUUGUCGAUCCCGCGACCAACGAAUUCCGCAAACCGGGUUCCGUGAUUAAACCCCACGCACUUUGCGAAACACUGCGGAUUAUUGCCGAGAGAAAUGCGACUGAAUUUUAUAACGGAACGAUUGGACAACUUCUCGUCAAGGAUUUGCAAGAACAAGGAGGAAUCAUAACAAUGAAGGAUCUUAACGAGUACAGAGUUUCGUGGGAUCAACCGAUACAGACAGAUCUUUCGGGCGGAAUAAAACUUUUGACAACGGGACUACCUGGUGGAGGAGCUCUUCUAUCGUUUAUUCUCAAUGUCUUCGACGAUUAUGGCUUCACGCCAGCCAGCAUAGCCGAUUUUAAUUCAACUAUCCUCACAUAUCACAGAAUGAUAGAAACGUUCAAGUACGCAUUCGCAUUAAGAACGAAUCUGGGCGAUGGAGCUUUCGUCGAUAUGAUUGAGAUAACCAAAAAUUUGACAUCGAAGAGCUUCGCGCGUGCGAUACGAGAAAAAAUAGAUGAUACGAAAACGUGGCAAGAUCCAAAGCACUAUGGCUCUUCUACCUAUGCUAGUGUCGAAGACCACGGUACCGCACACAUAUCGGUACUGGCACAGAAUGGCGACGCAGUAUCGGCUACCAGUACCAUCAACUUUUAUUUUGGAAGCGGAAUCGUGAGCAAAAGAACCGGCAUUCUGUUAAAUAACGGCAUGGAUGACUUCAGUAUUCCGUCGCAGUACAAUUACUUCAAUAUGCCGCCAAGCCCUAACAAUUAUAUCGCGCCUAAAAAGCAACCAUUGUCCUCGAUGGUGCCGUCCGUUCUGGUCGAUCGGCAUGGCGAUGUCAAAAUGAUCAUGGGUGCCGCCGGUGGGACGAGAAUUACGACAGCAGUGUCGCAAGUGACCGCGAAAAUACUUUGGAUGAAGCAGACGGUUAAGGAGGCAGUGGAUUCAGCGAGAAUACACCAUCAACUGUUUCCGCCGAAGGUAUCUUACGAGUACGGGAUUCCUAAGCAGGUGAUCGAUGGUUUGAAACGUUUGGGACACACCACAAAGCGUUACAGGGUUCGUGGUAGCGUAGUAUGCGUCAUAUUAUAUGAAAAUUCCACGAUUUUCGCGAAUGCUGAUUAUCGCAAAGGCGGUGAUGUCUAUGGAAUCGAUUGAUUUGCGUGCGUGAAUUAAUCGAUCUAGCUUUUACACAGAGGAAAAAACGAAAAAAAGUGAUUAAAACUAAUAUUGCAAUGUAUUACCAUACUUAUUUAAUUAAUAUUAUAUUUAUUUUUUCAAAUUCUAUGUGCGGUUUUUUACAGCCAAACUAUAUUUAAUACGUUCAAGUCAAGUAACUUUGAUCCUUUGGAGGGUCACAUUGGCAAAUUAUGACACAGGUAAUACAUAUGGUAGACAGAAAGGUUGCUGCUGCUCGACUAAUAGUAGUCUAGCAGAAAAGGAUUACGGUCACUCAAAAAACUCACAUAGUGGUCAUACCGUAACGGACAUGCUAAUUUUAUUAUUAGUGAUAUUUAUUUUUUAUUUGUAUUAAUAAUUAUAAUAUGAUUUAUAUUUCAUAAAAUUUAAAUGUAAUUUAUCAUUAACAUGUGUAUUUUCAUUUAUUUUAUUCUUUAAUAUUAAAUUAAAUAGUAAUACAGUGUAAUAUUAAUUCUGACAAUGUUUUUUUUAUUUGCAUCAUCUUGCUGUACAAACCUUCUACGAAAGAUAGGGAACUUUUUCUCAAACAGCACUGAACAUCUCGUGAUUAUUAUAAGACCAAUGCGAUUAAUCUUGUUAUAAUUAACGGUGAAACGUUCAUGUUUGAAAAGUCGAUACAUCAGUAUUAUUGUUCAAUAUAACUUUUACACUUUCUCGCACACUAGUCAUACCUUGUUCUUGCAUCACUCUUUCUUCCAACUUCCGCGUCCACAUUUUCAAUUUAUUAUCAUCUCUUGAACUUGCUCAUAAACUCAUAAACUUUUUUUCAUUCGUACAAUGAUAUACAUGUCUGUAUUAUUCGAAUUCUUAGCGCAGCUAUACAACGCUUUGUGAACGUGAUAUUUACUGAAAACCUUUAGCCUUACUAUUGUUUUUAUAGACGUAUAAGAACCUUGACAUCAACAUUCAGAUUUAUUUCCUGUUUUAAAUUACUCCGUAUUAUUUAUUAGACCUCAAUUUCCAUCGUUGCAUAUUCUAGGUUAGUCUCUGCAAAAUUCUCUAAUAAACUUUUCCAUUAUAACAUUGUAUAUGUGGUAAACAUUUUUUUAGUUCUUCAUGUAAUUUUUCAGAAUUUUUGUAUAACUUUUUAGAAAAAUAUAUAACUUUUUUCAAAUUUUUUUAUACAAAUUGUAACACUUUUUAGAUGUGCUAAGAAAAUAUAUCAUUUCUAAAAUUCCUCUUAUAUGAUAUAAAAUCUGAAUCUUCAUUCUAAGAUAUCUCAUUCUAUAAAUUCCGAAGAAAACUAAAAGGACAUUUUUCGGAAAUUUUCAUAUAAUUAAAAUAUGAAAAACUGUCAUAUAUAUGUAUAUACAUGUACUCAUAAUAAUGAGAGAUAUGUAUUAUAAGACUAUUUCACAAAGAGAUCUUUUUAUAUCAUCUUAUUACUCAAUAAAAACAAAUUUUAAUAAUAA